Messenger RNA from Helianthus annuus (common sunflower), 3268 nucleotides. RefSeq lists its product as uncharacterized. The transcript is spliced from 13 exons. Gene Ontology annotation, molecular function: ATP binding; protein kinase activity. Bases 664 to 3048 code for a protein of 794 amino acids. NCBI's taxonomy places the organism in Eukaryota, Viridiplantae, Streptophyta, Magnoliopsida, Asterales, Asteraceae. The record is from RefSeq and is a predicted model, not a curated record. Gene Ontology annotation, cellular component: chloroplast. Gene Ontology annotation, biological process: protein phosphorylation.
UGUACAAAAGUUUAAUAAACAAUUAAAAAUAUACUCCUUAAUCCUCACUUGUGUUCUAUUGAUAGGAGUAUUGGUUUUUUUAGUGGAGACCCAAGUUUCACCCCACUUGUGUCAGUUUUGAUGGAUUAAGACAAUAAAGGAUUUGAGUUAAGCUUUGUGUGAGUUUGUCAGCUCGAAUCCCGAGUUCACCUGCGUUUUCGUCCCACCGUAUGUUACACCAGAGAGUUAUGCUCUUGUGAUGACACAACGACCAUUAAGUGGCAGCUGUUAGUAUGGUUAUCCGAGGAAACGUCCAAGCCAAAUACUCAAGCUAACGUGAAUUCGGUUAAGACAAAAUUGUUUAGACGAAACGAGGCAACGGGGAGUAGCCAAAAUCAGAAGAAAGUCGUCGUUUGAAAAAAUGCAUGUCCUUAUUUCUUUUUUUUUUUUCUUUUUUGUGGAGACACCGUUAACAACCACUACCCGCCAAAACCAAAAAAAAGCGAAUAUUUCCUUGCUCCUCAUGUUGCCACGUUGAAAAAAAUCCCCUUAUUUCUUUGAUCCACCGAAUUUACUAGUGGUGAACCCACACACACAUCCUUCCCCCAAAACCACAUACAUACCAACCCUCCCUCCUUCCUUCCUCACUCCAUCGAAUCUUCUCUACUUCUCUUCCAUUCCGCCAUGGAAGCAUCUUCUCAGCUCAACUGCUGCAGAAUCAACUCUUUCAUCAACGAUAGAAGCACCGGAUUCACCGCCGUACGCCGUCCGUUUCCAACCAUUCUUAGGGUUAACCGCCGGAACAGAGUGAAGACACGCGCCGUCGCAACCGAGCCCAAGCCGAAGACAACCGAGGCGAAACCGUCAAAAUCUGUCAAUGGAUCUGUUAACGGAUCUGUUAAUGGAUCGUCAGUUUACGGCGCAAAUACGAGAAUGGAGACGGUUUCACAGGAGAUUAAACGAGUUAGGGCUCAGAUGGAGGAGAAUGAGCAGCUGGCGACGCUUAUGAAGGGGCUUAGAGGUCAGAAUUUGAGUGAUUCUCAGUUUGCUGCUGAUGAUGUUGUAAUGCGUCUUGUAGAGACUGAUGAAAGUAGCGAAUUAUUGCCUCAAGUAUAUGAUCCUGCUAGUAUCUCUGCAUAUUGGGGUAAAAGACCACGAGCUGUCGCCACACGUAUCAUGCAGUUGACAUCCGUAGCAGGCGGAUUUCUUUCACGUCUUGCGUGGGACGUAAUAAAUAAAAAGGUUAAAGAGAAUGAAGUUGCCCGCGCAAUUGAGUUGAGGGAAAUUGUAACAUCUUUGGGUCCAGCAUAUAUUAAACUUGGGCAAGCAUUGAGCAUUCGGCCAGAUAUAUUGUCGCCUGCUGCAAUGACUGAGCUGCAAAAGCUUUGUGAUAAGGUUCCGUCAUUUCCUGAUGAUAUAGCCAUGGCAUGUAUAGAAGAGGAACUUGGAGAGCCAUGGUACAACAUCUAUUCAGAACUAACAACGUCUCCGAUAGCAGCAGCCUCACUUGGGCAGGUAUAUAAGGGUCGACUAAAGGAAAAUGGGGAUUUGGUUGCUGUUAAAGUACAACGGCCUUUUGUGCUCGAGACAGUAACCAUAGAUUUGUUCGUCAUAAGGAACUUGGGUUUGGCUCUCCGGCGCUUUCCUCAGAUCUCUUUGGAUGUUGUCGGGUUGGUAGAUGAAUGGGCUGCCCGUUUCUUUGAGGAGCUUGACUAUGUUAACGAGGGUGAAAACGGAACUUAUUUUGCAGAGAUGAUGAAGAAGGAUCUGCCACAAGUUGUCAUACCUAAGACUUACACUAAAUACACAUCAAGGAAAGUUCUUACCACACAAUGGGUAGAUGGCGAAAAGCUUUCACAAAGUACGGAAAGUGACGUUGGGGAACUGGUUAAUGUUGGAGUCAUAUGCUACCUAAAGCAGUUACUUGAUACUGGUUUCUUUCACGCUGACCCACAUCCCGGAAAUAUGAUCCGGACCCCAGACGGGAAGCUUGCAAUUCUUGAUUUUGGUUUGGUAACGAAAUUGACGGAUGAUCAAAAGUACGGGAUGAUCGAAGCUAUUGCUCAUCUUAUUCAUAGAGAUUACGAUGCCAUCGUUAAAGAUUUCGUAAAACUUGGAUUCAUUCCUGAGGGGGUAAAUUUGGACCCGAUAUUGCCUGUAUUAGCUAAAGUAUUUGACCAGGCCCUUGAAGGUGGAGGAGCAAAAAAUAUUAAUUUUCAAGAGUUGGCGGCUGAUUUGGCACAAAUAACGUUCGACUAUCCGUUCCGCAUUCCGCCUUAUUUUGCCCUUAUAAUCAGAGCAAUUGGAGUGCUUGAGGGUAUUGCUUUAGUAGGGGAUCCAGAAUUUGCCAUUGUAGAUGAAGCAUAUCCGUAUAUCGCACAGAGGUUGCUCACUGACGAAUCUCCUCGUUUACGGAGUGCUUUACGUUACACGGUGUACGGAAAAUCUGGAGUCUUUGAUGCUGAAAGAUUCAUAGAUGUGAUGCAAGCUUUUGAGAGCUUCAUAACCGCCGCCAAAAGCGGUGGCGGGGAGGAUUUAAACGGUGACAUGGCUGGACUCGGUGUUAUUCAAACUCAGACAAACAUCGCAUUCCCCCGGUUUCAACCAGGCGGUUCUCAAGAACCACCAGUUGAAACAAGAGCCGCGUUGGCGUUUCUUCUAUCCGACAAAGGGAAUUUCUUCAGAGAAUUUCUCUUAGAUGAGAUUGUGAAAGGCAUCGAUGCGAUUACUAGAGAGCAGUUGGUCCAAAUUAUGGCACUACUCGGGAUCCAAAAUCCGACGCCGGUUUUCAGCAUGGUUCCUUCCUUUGGAGCCAUCAGACCCGCAGGGUUAAUUCCUUACAUAACCGAAGAGGACAAAGUCAUACUAAACAACGUUGAAAAGAUUGUUGAAUUUUUAACCGCUCAAGAUUCACAACCCCGAUCACCAGAUCAGGGUUUGGAUGUGAAUCGGGUCAUUCAAGAGCUUCUUCCCGUUUUGCCCGGUCUAUCAGCUAAGGUGCUACCUGAAGUGGUAAGCCGGUUGUCUUCUCGGGUUUUGGCACGCUUGAUUCGGGAUACGUUUUUGUAAUUACUGUCAGCUCAUUGUUUAUUUGAAGCCGCAACGAGCCGCUCAAUUGUGCAUAUACCCAUAGGAAUUGUUUGUUUACUUAUGCAAGUCUACACCUGAUGGUGAAUUUCUUUUGCCACAUUUACACAAACCUGUAACUUUCAGCUGUAUAGGACAAUCAACUCGGCAGAUAUAAACAUGUAAAAGUGGAAAACAAAUAAUAAAAAACGAGCUUGAUACA